Molecule: messenger RNA, 2748 nt
Organism: Pseudophryne corroboree (corroboree frog)
Lineage: Eukaryota; Metazoa; Chordata; Amphibia; Anura; Myobatrachidae
Gene: DPH7
Product: diphthamide biosynthesis 7
Exons: 10
Coding region: 129-1484 (451 amino acids)
Biological process (GO): protein histidyl modification to diphthamide
Cellular component (GO): cytoplasm
Molecular function (GO): diphthine methylesterase activity; protein binding
Source: RefSeq, a predicted model, not a curated record
UGUCGAUCACUGAGUAGGAGGCGGGGCCAUGUUUGCUAAAGACCCGGAAGUAGUUAGGAAGCAGCAGCUGCAGCUUGUGAUGUUCUCCUGCUCCCUGCUGUUGGCUGAAGUGAUGCCCAGGCUCGGAGAUGUCUGUACGCUGCAAAACCCAGACCUUACAGGUUCUAGACACGGAAUACAGCGCAGACGCCGUGGAGUGGUGCCCACUGAGUGACUGGCGUACAGUCCUGGCAUGCGGAACCUAUCAGUUAAAUAAACCAGCGAGUGAUCUCAGCGACGAGACAAAUGACGCCCCGCACUUGCGGCUCGGUCGCCUCUAUCUCUAUAACUACGAUCCCCACCGGCUGUUUUCUCCUGUAUCUGAGCUGCAGAGGAUUGAAGCGUCCGCCAUACUGGACAUGAAAUGGUGCCAUGUGCCAAUCUCGGGAUGUCCUAUGCUGGGUAUUGCCAAUGCUAAGGGUGCCCUGGAGCUAUACAGAUUGCAAGGCAGCGGGGAGAGCUGCAGGGUGGAGCUUGCAUGCAGCGCCAAUGUGGCUGAUGGCGAAUGUCUGGCUCUAUCUCUUGAUUGGUCCACGGGGAGAGCUGACAGCGGUUUUCCUGUAAAGCUGGUCUGCAGCGACUCCAAAGGCCGGCUGAGUGUCCUGCAGCUGGAGGAAUCUGCACCCUCGCUGGACGUCGUGUGUCAGUGGGAAGCCCACGGGUAUGAGGCCUGGAUCGCUGCCUUUAACUACUCGAACUGCGACACUGUCUUCUCAGGUGGAGAUGAUUGUCUACUGAGAGGAUGGGACACGAGAUCUAGACCGGACAGCCCUCUGUUUACCAGCAAGCGACAUUCGAUGGGAGUGUGCAGUAUUCAGAGUAACCCACAUCGGGAGCAUGUGCUGGCCACAGGCAGUUAUGAUGAACAUGUUCUCGUAUGGGACUUGCGGCAGAUGAAGCAACCGACAUCUGAUACUCACGUACAUGGUGGAGUGUGGAGGCUAAAGUGGCACCCAACAGAUAGCGCCCUCCUGCUGGCUGCCUGCAUGCACAGCGGCUUCCACAUUCUGGACUCUGCAUCUGAUGGUUGUCCCCUCGUGUCCUCUUACGUUCUACACAACUCUCUGGCGUAUGGAGCAGAUUGGUCCAGAGUGUCUUCUCAAGAUACUUCACUGACCAAUCCGGAUUCUCUCAAUGGACAGGAGUCUGUAGCUAGUGGCUGUGAUGCUGUGGGACCAAAGGUGAGCCAAGCCAUGCAGAACCUGAAGAUCUUCUACGAGUCGCCCACCGCCAGCUUUGACGUGCUCCUAGAGGAUGAGUCGGGGGAGUACAUCUCUGAAUCUGAUAAUGUGAAGAGCGAUUUGGCCGACCAGCCAGUCCUUGAAGUUACCAGCUCGGCCAGAUACGGACAAGCAAAGACUAGCGUGGUGGCCACGUGCUCCUUCUACGACCACGUCCUGCAUGUCUGGAGGUGGCAGUCUCAGAGGCCUCAGUCUGCGGAAUGACCUUGCCAGCUGCACCUGGGGCAGUUAGUUGGUCAUUAAAUGAUCUACCUCCUGCUCAGCUCAAACACACUUACAGCUAGGUCUGUGACACAGGUGAUCCUGGGGUAAAUGUGGCAGGAAGCUGAAGAAGUAUUGCAAUAACCAAGAGCGUAACAUUUACUUUUAUUACUUGUUAGGUUUACAGGGUCUUGGUUUAUUUUUUGUAAAACUAAAAUAAAGUGAAGGAGCUGAAAUCGCAAAAUGGGACAACUGCAAACAAUCGGAAACGAUGUCACAGGAUUACCGUUUAUAGUGAUUGUGUAACAGAUUGUCACCACAAAGCAGCACUUGUAAUUGCAACCUGACACUUACACACUUUGGGUUAGUUACAUGGAUCAUACAAAUGGAAUGGCUGAAAAUGCAGAAUAUCAAAUCACUAGUUAUAGCUCUGAUGCACUCAGAGGUAGACACUGAGGCAGCCAUUUUGUAGGCUUCAUGUUCCCAUCUAGUCAGUAACUCCUAUGACGGGUUCACUGGUCUGGCUCACAAAAUGUCUGACUUCCAUGUCUGACUUCCAUGUUGGAUUUAGUAGGGUGUCUCCUUGAAACUGUUGGUUUGGAGGCGACAGAUGCACUCUUAUGCGUCUCUUGAAAUAUAGAACUAGAAGCUGCAGGAAACUAUUACACUAAGAUUAUGCACUUUCAUCAGAUUAAUUUAUCUGUCCUUUCUGAAGGCAUUUUAUCAAAGAGUAAUGUUUCGUAGAUUUUUAUUAAGUGGGGGGGGAUGGCUUAAAUGCUAAAAACUUUAUUAUUAAUUGCCUGUGCACUUAAUUUCCAUUUCCAUCACACAUUAGGCAGCCAUUUUGUAGGCUUAAGCAAUAAUUAUGAGAAGCCUGUCAGAUGACCUGAUUUGACACGCCCAUAUGAAAGCAGCCUAUGUAGUUCACAAAAUGGCUGCAUUCACUGUGGCUGACAUAUGUGAUCAAUAUACAGUAUGUACCGUAUACAUCAAUACCCCACAGCCAGAGACUGAUCAAUCAUCGAGACAGUGGCCUGAUUCCUAUAUUUUACUUGUAUGUAUAAUAGCAGAAACUCUAAGCAAUAACAAGUAAAAAAUAUAGCCCCCUUCCCCCUCAGUCUUGUGCCAAACUUCUAGCCAUUUGCAGACCCCCCCCCCCCCUCCCUCCGUACACCAGCAUUUCAUGUUAUAUGAGCAUCAUACAGUAUACCCAGCUUUUACACUGUACUUAUAUAUUUGAUCAAUAAAAAUUACCUUUUUCAUUAAA